Balaenoptera acutorostrata (minke whale) is the source of this 2599-nucleotide messenger RNA. RefSeq names its product DnaJ heat shock protein family (Hsp40) member B5 (gene DNAJB5). Gene Ontology annotation, biological process: negative regulation of transcription by RNA polymerase II. NCBI's taxonomy places the organism in Eukaryota, Metazoa, Chordata, Mammalia, Artiodactyla, Balaenopteridae. Gene Ontology annotation, cellular component: cytosol. Gene Ontology annotation, molecular function: protein-folding chaperone binding. The record is from RefSeq and is a predicted model, not a curated record. The transcript is spliced from 4 exons. Bases 362 to 1408 code for a protein of 348 amino acids.
AGAGAGAGGCGAGAACACGCUGCCUCUCAGGCCCUCACAGACAAUCGCACCUGUCAGAGGUACACACGCUGCCACUCACAAGCACACACUCUUCGCACUGCCAGCCUUACUGUCACACAGCCAUACAGCCAUUCACAAUCAGCCAGACAUCGCUGCACCUGAGAGCAGGUGACCGCUGGACCCUAUUCCUUCACUCUCCACACCUGGGGAUCAGGUCCAACUCCUGCUGCACCGGACAGGCCUUGCUGGGCAAGUGCCUCUGAGAACCUGAGGAGGCGGCUUCCAGAGCUGCAGCUCUCCAAGCAGGCUCCAGUGGAGCGAUCAGAGAAACAAGGACACCAGUGCCGGUCCGGUGGCUGUGAUGGGAAAGGAUUACUACAAGAUUCUUGGGAUCCCAUCGGGAGCCAAUGAGGAUGAGAUCAAGAAAGCCUAUCGGAAGAUGGCCUUGAAGUACCACCCAGAUAAGAACAAAGAACCCAACGCUGAGGAGAAGUUUAAGGAGAUCGCAGAGGCCUAUGACGUGCUGAGUGACCCUAAGAAACGGGGCCUGUAUGACCAGUAUGGGGAGGAAGGCCUGAAGAGCGGCGGCGGUUCAUCAGGGGGGUCCAGUGGCUCCUUUCACUACACCUUUCAUGGGGACCCCCACGCCACAUUUGCCUCCUUCUUUGGCGGCUCCAACCCCUUCGAUAUCUUCUUUGCCAGCACUCGCUCCACUCGUCCCUUCAGUGGCUUUGACCCAGACGACAUGGAUGUGGAUGAAGAUGAGGACCCAUUUGGCUCCUUUGGCCGCUUUGGGUUCAAUGGGCUGAGUAGGGGUCCAAGGCGAGCCCCAGAACCACUGUACUCUCGGCGCAAGGUGCAGGACCCACCUGUGGUGCAUGAGCUGAGGGUGUCCCUGGAGGAAAUCUACCACGGCUCCACCAAACGCAUGAAGAUCACAAGGCGGCGCCUCAACCCUGACGGGCGAACUGUACGCACCGAGGACAAGAUCCUGCACAUUGUCAUCAAGCGUGGCUGGAAGGAAGGCACCAAGAUCACCUUCCCCAAAGAGGGCGAUGCCACACCCGACAACAUCCCUGCUGACAUCGUCUUUGUGCUCAAAGACAAGCCCCAUGCACACUUCCGCCGAGAUGGCACCAACGUGCUCUACAGUGCCCUGAUCAGCCUCAAGGAGGCACUGUGUGGCUGUACCGUGAACAUUCCCACCAUUGAUGGCCGAGUGAUCCCUUUGCCCUGCAAUGAUGUCAUCAAGCCAGGCACCGUGAAGAGACUCCGUGGGGAGGGCCUUCCCUUCCCCAAGGUGCCCACCCAGCGGGGAGACCUCAUUGUUGAGUUCAAAGUUCGCUUCCCAGAUAGAUUAACACCACAGACAAGACAGAUCCUUAAGCAGCACUUACCGUGCUCCUAGGCCCUGCCCCAGCCAGCCCAGAGCCUUCCACAGCAAUAGCCCCACACUCACCCCACCCAUUGUGCACCCAGCUUGAUGUCCACUGGACACUAGCAACUCUUUCUAAAUGCAAAAAAAACAAAAAAAAAAAAACCACUGGUUUUCAGGGAAAAUGUUCCUGUCCCUGACCCCUUUCAGAGCUGGGCUGCCUUGGGGGAGUGGGAGGGAGGUGGGGAGAGCUAGCCCAGGCCAGGGGUUAAUUUUCAUGUCACAAGCUUUGAAUCCAGUUCCCACUCCAGUGGCUGGAGAGUGACCUGAGUGCUACUUGAAGAUAUAGAGAUUCCUUGUCCACGCCUGUAAAUAGCAUGUCCUCCUUCCCCUCUCAGCUUUGCUAAUACCUCUCCUUUCCCUUCCCUUCAGCUUCCUCCUACUGGGGGAGGAAGAGGAUAAAAAGGACACUGCUUUCCCACCCCAGUCCCACCCCCAAGUCCACAGUGUCCAAGGUUAUCACACACAUAUUCAUGCACACAAAGCACACACCUAGAGCUGUGUGUGCCUCUCCAGGGUUGAGAUAGGAAGGGAAGGUCCAUAACCCAUGAACCGGGCCAUUGAGCACGAGACACUUUUCAUUUGGGAAAGGGAGGUGAAGGGGCCCUCAGCAGCCUCCCUGACAGCUGCCCUGCCCAGACUCUGCAGAGCUGGAAGUACUGUCCUCCCUGCUGCUCUUAGGAGUGUGCAAAGGUAGAGGAAGGGGAGGGGGCUGCUGUAUUAAGUCAAAGAGGUGGAGGGCAGGGUCUGUCUCCUAGCCUUCAUCAGGAAGGGAAAGGGCUUUGGGUCAGGUGGCAGCUAUUCCCCACCAAGAGAUUCAGGGUCACAGGUUUCUCCCCACACCUCUGAACUCAGGGCCUAGCCACCCCUAAACUCCCAAAUCUCAUUUUUGUGAUAUAUAAAGCUACUUAUUUCUUACCCUUCAUGGAGGCUGUGGGGGAAUUUCUAGCCCUCUGACGCCUGUGUGACCCCACCCCACUCCCAUAAUUGUAUAAAGAUCAAAUAGUGAAGGAGCUAGGGUAAGACUGCUUCAGCCAUGUUCUGGGGUGGGGUUUUUAGGCUUUCUCACUUUGACAAGCCCCUGAAUGUUUUUAUAGUAGUUUUUUUGUAUUUUUUUGUAAUGACAGUAUUAUGGAAAAAAUAAAGUAUUUUAAAAAUAUGGAA